UUUCUAUCAUCAGCAAGACAGUAGUUGUGAGUUGAGAAUUCUGGCUUCAGAUUGAGCUAAGUACAGUGGUUGAGCAAAGAUGUCGGGAUAUAUUAAGGCUGUAAGCUUUUACAUGGUGUUUGUAAUGAAUUGGUGUAAGCCUGCAGUUUCAUUUUCAGUAGUUGACUCUCUUCCAGGAUUUACUGCUCCACUACCCUUCAAACUUGAAACUGGACACACAGAGGUGGAUGAUUUGGAGUUUUUCUACUAUUUUAUUGAAUCAGAAAGGAACCCAGCAAAGGAUCCUCUACUGCUUUGGCUCACUGGAGGCCCUGGCUGCUCUAGUCUUUCUGGGUUUUUCCUUGAAAUAGGACCCCUGCGUUUUAACAUGGUGGAGUACAAUGGCAGCUUACCAACUUUUUUCCUGAACCAAUAUGCAUGGGCAAAGGUUUCAAGUAUAAUCUUCCUAGAUGCUCCUGUUGGUACUGGAUUCUCUUAUUCAAGGACCGCCCAAGGUUUCAAGACUGGGGAUAUGAAACAUGCUAUUAGUUAUUAUAAUUUUCUAAGGAAGGUUUAGACAAAUCUCUACUGCUAAUAUUGCUUGUACUUAAA
This is a messenger RNA of Gossypium raimondii (Peruvian cotton), 591 nucleotides long. Its product is annotated as serine carboxypeptidase-like 2. Gene Ontology annotation, biological process: secondary metabolic process; proteolysis. The record is from RefSeq and is a predicted model, not a curated record. The transcript has 4 exons. NCBI's taxonomy places the organism in Eukaryota, Viridiplantae, Streptophyta, Magnoliopsida, Malvales, Malvaceae. Gene Ontology annotation, molecular function: acyltransferase activity, transferring groups other than amino-acyl groups; serine-type carboxypeptidase activity. The coding region runs from base 80 to 556 and encodes 158 amino acids.